GGCACUUUUUUGGUAGCCUUUAGCGUAUUUGUGUACUUAUCAAACAAGCAUGUGGCUUUACUUGUGUUCUGCUCUGGUUGCUGCUCUCCCCCUCGUAGCUUUAACUUUUAAACGAUUCUUCCCGUACGUUUGGGCGGAUAUCUUAUAUAUCGCAGAUCUUGUGAGGAUUCUGCUCAAGUUCGUGUGGAGACGAAGGAGGGGCAGACCUGUCUUCUUCGCAUUGGACCGCUUUUUGGAGCAGACCGCGGCCCGCCCGGAGAAACCUUUCGUUGUAUUCGAAAAUGACGUGUACACGUUCGCGUCGACUGACCGGAGGAGCAACCGGAUUGCCAACGCGCUCCUCGCCCACCCGCGGUACUCGGCGGGGGACGCCGUGGCCCUGUUUAUGCCCAACGAACCCGCCUUCAUGUUUACCUGGUUGGCCAUGGCCAAACUGGGAUCUCCGGUGGCUCUGCUCAACUACAACAUUCGCAGCAAGUCUCUGCUGCACUGCUUUAACUGCAGCAAGGCCAAGGUUAUCAUCGCAGCAGCAGAGCUGAAGCAAGCGGUGGAAGAAGUCCUGCCGUCUCUUCAAGAACAGGGUGUUAUCGUGCUCUUAAUGGUCCAAAGCUGUGACACACCCGGCAUUGAGAGCUUCUCCGAUAAAGUUGAUCAAGCAUCCGACGCUGCACUUCCGCUCUCGCUUAGAGAACACAUCACAUACAAAAGCCCUGCAGUUUAUAUUUACACAUCUGGAACCACAGGUCUGCCCAAAGCAGCUGUGGUCAACCAAAACCGCCUCCUUAUAGCUUUAGCGGUUUUAUCUGCAAAUGGUGUGUCGUCAAGUGACGUCAUUUAUCUCAAUUUGCCUCUUUACCACACUGCAGGAUUCAUUAUAGGCUUUAUCGGCUCUAUUGAGACAGGGUCCACAAUCAUUCUGAAGAGGAAGUUUUCAGCCUCUCAGUUCUGGGAUGACUGCAGGAAAUACAACGUUACAGUUGUGCAGUACAUAGGAGAAGUCAUGCGCUAUCUGUGCAGCACACCCCAGAAAGAAAAUGACAAGGACCACAAGGUACGACUAGCCAUUGGAAAUGGAAUCCGGGCGGAUAUAUGGCGGGAGUUUCUGAAGCGCUUUGGGAACAUUCAGAUCAAAGAGUUUUAUGCCUCGACUGAGGGAAAUGUAGGAUUUGUCAACUACGCGGGCAAAAUUGGGGCCCUUGGAAGGGUCAACUUUUUACACAGGAAACUGUUUCCCUACAGUCUUGUCAAGUAUGAUACAGAGCGUGAUGAGGUGAUUCGAGACAGCAACGGUCUCUGCAUAGAGGCACUCAAAGGAGAGACAGGGCUGCUGGUGUCAAAAAUUACCGACAUAGCUCCUUUUGUUGGCUACGCUCAAAAUGAAGAGCAAACGGAGCGCAAAAGACUCCGUAACGUUUUGAAAAAGGGAGAUUUGUACUUCAACAGCGGAGACCUUAUGCGGAUUGACAAGGACAACUUCAUUUACUUUCAGGAUCGUGUAGGGGACACAUUCAGAUGGAAAGGAGAAAAUGUGGCUACAACGGAAGUUUCUGACAUUCUGACAUUGACUGAUUGUCUCAAAGAAGCCAAUGUUUACGGGGUCCAAGUGCCAGGGCACGAGGGACGCAUAGGAAUGGCCGCUGUCACGGUAAAGGAAGGCGCCCUGUUCGAUGGAAGUAAAAUAUACAAUCAUGUGGUUAGCUACCUGCCUGCAUAUGCGAGACCGCGCUUUAUAAGGAUUAAAGAUGUGGUGGAGUUGACAGGCACGUUCAAGCAAAUGAAACUCAAAUUAGUGGAGGAGAAUUUUGAUCCGGGACGAAUCCAGGACCCGCUGUACAUCCUGGAUGACAAGCAAAAGAGUUAUGUACCUCUCACAGUUCAGAUCCACAGUGCCAUUGUAUCAGGAAGCAUGAAGCUCUAAAUCAAUUUUUACUUGCUGUGCAGUAUGACCGUGGAGGUUCUUGCAGUUUAUUAAACAUCCAGCUCAGGAGUCCCUACCUGCGUCUUAACAAUCAAGUAUGUGAAACAAUAUAGAGUACCGCUUAUUACAAGCUGGGCGUGGGAAUAGGAAUUGACUCACUCUUGAAAGUGAAAUUAUUCAAAUAAAAUUUGUAUAUAGUAUACAGUGUAUAGUAUACCAGCAAGUUCUCAUGAAAAGUCAAACGUUUACAGAAAAAGUGAAGCCUGAUGGUUUUAGCAGAUUAAGUUUGGAUGAAUUCUAUGGACCAUGGUGGUGACCAACACAACAUGGAUCAAAUAAAUUGGAACAAGAUAGAUUGUAAAAUGGCUGUGCAUAUGUUACUGUAUUUAGUGGUGCCUUGAGGUACUUCAAGAGUGACCCGGUUUACUGGUUGUAAGCCGUCGUCCACCCUUGUGAAUGCAAAUUUAACACAAGCGCUGAUUGAUGGCAGUGACUUAACUCACUUGCAGCAAGCAGCAGUUUGGGAGAAAGAAUGAGUAAAUAUUCUUACAACAAAAGUUGCUUCUUGGUGCAUACGGUGAUCCCUCGCUACUUCGCGCUUCAAACUUCGCGCCCUCAGUCCAUCGCAGAAUUUUUUCCCCAAUUAAUAAAUAAAUGCAUUAAUUUAUAAAUCUAUCCCCAUCCAAUUACAAAGUCUCUCACUCUCGCACCCACUGCUUUUCUUGGUCAGGCAGUGCACUGGGGUUGCUUAUCAAACUUAACGAUGAUUGACAGACGUUAAGGUUUGAUCUAGCCAGAAAUGCUUGGAAGCAGACACUUCAAAGCGCUGCAUGCGUCAGUCAUCAAUUAACUUGUUAAACAGUUGCUGUGGCAACUCUUUGUGUGUAAGUGAGCAGCUUGAGCGGAUUUGAAUGGACCCACUCAAUAAAGACAAGCAUUUUUCUACUUUAUUCUUUUUUAAAGAUAAUUUGCUAGGACAGUAACAUGUUUAAAACGUAUCAUAAUCAUUACAUUUGAAGUGCUUAGAAUUUUUUUAUUCAAACGUAUAUAUACAUGCUUUUUUAACAUUUAUACUUAGGGGGGAAAAGGUGAAAAAAAAAACAUGUCUUAUUGUAUAUCUUUCCACUGAUAAAUCUGAAUAAAUACACUGAACACACAAAGAAAAUAACUUUUUUUUUUUUUGGGCUACUUGCCUUGGUGGUUUUUCACUUAACGCUGCGGGUUUUGCUCCCAUUAACCGAGAAAAACGAGGGAUCACUGUAUUACCACUACUAGUAUAUUUGAAAUGUACUAUCAAAUUGAUCGUUAAACAUUUGCCACGUUUACAUGGAGCCAAAUAUUCCAAUUACAAUCGGUUUAGAUGUUCAAACCGAAUAAGUGUGUUCCAUAUAAACACCUCAUUCGGAAUGAACAGGCCCAAACCGAAUGGAAUUUCAUUCCGAUUCACAGGGGUGGAAUAUUCCUUUUCCCAAACCGAUUAGAAGUAAAAUUAUAUCAUGUAAACAGGGAAGCGGAAUGGUGUCUGGUUGCGUUCUUUCUGCACAUGCUCCGUACUGACGUGGUGACGUCACUUGGUGACGUAAGUAACGUCACUUGCAACAUGGCUUCCAAGCACAGCGCACCUAAUUGGAGUCCGGCGGAAAGAUUGUAUUUAAUUCAAACUUUAAAAGAAUUGAAUAUAAUUACUCGCUUAGACGGGCGUAAAACGAGGAACAGUGAACUAUUUAAAAAACUUCACGAGAGGUUACACGAAGCCGGAAUAGACCGGAGCAUUGACCAGAUUAGAAAUGGUGGAAAACGCUGACAACCGGCUACUACAAGGCAAAAGAGCAAAACAGCAGAAGCGGAUACGACCCCACAAACACAACAAGUGGGUUAAAGUUAAAACAGCAGCACUCUGACGAUCGAUCUCCAUGUUUUGCAACGUGACGCUUUGUUUUGAUUAAUCUGCGCAUGUCAGACGGCAGUUGUCAAACGUCCUUUCGGAAUAAAGGCAGACACAUGUAAACGCUGGAUCGGAAUAGAUGAAGUGACAUGUAAACAGCUGAUCUGAAAUUUCCAUUCGGAAUGAUUUGAAUCGGUAUGAAUAAAAGUCAGCAUGUAAACGUGGCUAUUGACAAUUAUGCAUUGUUACAAUAUUUGAAAUAACUACAGUGCCUUGCAAAAGUGUUCGGCCCCCUUGAAUCUUGCAACCUUUCGCCACAU
Molecule: messenger RNA, 4123 nt
Organism: Corythoichthys intestinalis (scribbled pipefish)
Lineage: Eukaryota; Metazoa; Chordata; Actinopteri; Syngnathiformes; Syngnathidae
Product: zgc:158482
Exons: 10
Coding region: 50-1918 (622 amino acids)
Molecular function (GO): long-chain fatty acid transmembrane transporter activity; long-chain fatty acid-CoA ligase activity
Source: RefSeq, a predicted model, not a curated record